AUGAGCUCUGCAGGGGCGAACUAUUCAGCGGCAUACCUGGCACAGUCGCGUGUGACCGAGGUGACGGUGGCAUACUCGGUCCCGAUCCCUGUUGAGAUCUUGACUACCGUGUGGCGACUCUGGAUCAAACUGCGGCCUUCCUCAGAGCAUGGCUUGACCUUUGACGACUACGUGAUGAUCUGGGCUACGAUCAUCGGUGUUGGCGUCUGCGUCAGUGGAUUGGUUUACGGCCCUCCCUAUGGGUUUGGUCGACAUGUCGCCGCUCUACCAACCAAGGAAGUCGAAACGUUCAUGAUGGGCGACUAUAUCUUCAGUCACUUCUACGAUGUUGCCAUCGCCAGCACCAAGCUCUCCGUGUUGGCGUUAUAUUAUCGCAUUUUCAUCACCCCGAAAUUCCGCCUGGUCAUCAUCUCAACCGUAGUUUGGGUAAUUCUAUGGCUCAUGACCAUGGAAAUUGUCCUAGGGCUGGAGUGUCGCCCGAUCGCGAAAUUCUGGAAUUCGAGCGUUGAAGGGACAUGCUUCAACCUUGUCGCCUUCAGUUACUUCACCAAUAUUGCGAACCUCGUCACUGACAUCUGGAUCUUUCUCCUCCCCCUACCCAUCAUCCUGCGCCUCCAGAUCACGAAAAACAAGAAAAUAGGCCUCAGCUUGCUCUUCUCCGUCGGCUUAGCAACCUGCGCAAUCAGCGCAGCCCGACUAACCGUCGUAGUCACCCAGGGCUCCUCCGACUACACCUGGGCCGGCGUCCCUCUUGGCAUUCUCUCCGCCUGGGAACCCCUCGGCGGCAUCCUCUGCGCCAACCUCCCGAUAAUCUACAAGUCCCUGGCUGCCGUACUCCGCAGCAUAAGGGGCACUCUUCGCACCCACGGCUCACGCAGCGCACACCCCUCAUCCACCCAGCGCCAAACGAAGUCCAGCGCCAACAACCAUCACAAUACCUGGCUUCAGCUGAAUAAUGGCAGCGGGGCCGGGAAUAGCUAUCGCUCUGAGAUCUUGGCUUUGAAGAGCAUGGAUGAUGACGAUGAUGAUACGGAGAUGCAGCCCAUGCGGGGGAUGAAUACGAUUAUGGUUGAGAGGCAAUUCGAGCAGGAGGUUAUCGAUCAGCAUCAUGACCCUUCUCUUAAUCAUCAUGAUGGGAGGGAGGGGGAUGAAGAGCCCUUGAGGGGGGGAAAGUGA
Messenger RNA from Aspergillus niger, 1176 nucleotides. RefSeq lists its product as uncharacterized. NCBI's taxonomy places the organism in Eukaryota, Fungi, Ascomycota, Eurotiomycetes, Eurotiales, Aspergillaceae. The transcript has 6 exons. The record is from RefSeq and is a predicted model, not a curated record. The coding region runs from base 1 to 1176 and encodes 391 amino acids.